Molecule: messenger RNA, 1234 nt
Organism: Ostrea edulis (European flat oyster)
Lineage: Eukaryota; Metazoa; Mollusca; Bivalvia; Ostreida; Ostreidae
Product: organic cation transporter protein-like
Exons: 7
Coding region: 64-1131 (355 amino acids)
Biological process (GO): transmembrane transport
Cellular component (GO): membrane
Molecular function (GO): transmembrane transporter activity
Source: RefSeq, a predicted model, not a curated record
GAUGGUGAAACAAUUUGAUUGCUUUUGACAGGCGUUGAAUUCACCGGACCGUCUAAGAGGGUGAUGACCGGUAUUUCUAUCCACAUGUUUUUUACUGUUGGGUUGUUGUACCUGGCGGGAGUAGGUGCCUUGGUCCGUAAUUGGCAGUAUCUACAACUGGCCGUGGCUGUACCAUGUGUAGUUUAUGUCCUGUACUGGUGGGUGAUUCCAGAAUCCCCCCGUUGGCUGUUGACGCAGGGGCGAUUAGAGGAGGCGGAAGAAAUUGUACAACGUAUCGCCAAAGUAAACGGAGUCAAAGUGAAAGGAAAUCUCAUUGUAGGAGAAAAAAAUGAUAUCCCUAAAGGGGAAAAAAUUUGGCAUGUGUUUGGAUACUGUGUGUUGUUCAUACGUGCGCUGAUUUUAUUCUUUAAUUGGAUUGUAAUAGCCAUGGAUUACUACGGAGUGACUAUGCAUAUUGGAAAUCUAGGAGGAGACUUUUACCUGAAUCAAUUCAUUCUAGCAAUUGUUGAGUUUCCUGCCAAAAUUUCUACCAUGGUUUUGCUAAACAGAAUAGGACGUCAGAAGUUACACUUCUUGAUUAUGAUCAUAGGUGGCGCUGCGUUAUUGUGUACCAUAUUUCCUGUCCUUUAUGGCAAAGAAGGCAAGGCUUAUUUUCAUCUGUUCCGAAUUUCCACAAUUAAUUAUAUUUAUAUCUUUGCUACAAAAUUGAGCAGUCUGACAUUAGUCCUGUCCAUCAUUGGUAAGAUGGGGUCUGCAGCGGCUUUUGGUGUCAUUUACAUAUACACGGCAGAGUUAUAUCCUACUGUGGUCCGGAACGGCGCCAUGGGAACUAGUUCCUGUGUCGCUCGCUUUGGCGGUAUGGCUGCUCCAUAUAUAGCAUCAACGAGUGACUAUGUCAGCGGAAAGUUUGGCCAGGCGUUACCGUUAGUGAUUUUUGGCGGUUCUUCGGUCAUGGCUGGGAUUCUAACUUUAUUCCUACCGGAAACCCUACACCGGAAGCUACCAGAAACAAUCCAAGAUGGAAUCGAAUUCGGAAAAAAGAAGCAUGACAUAUCCACAUUUGACGUCACACUGGAAACAUCUAAACCGUCCGGGGUUUAUAACUCGUCUUAUGAAGCGGCUGAAUUGUGACGAGGAAGACAAUAGUUAUUGUGCAUUAUAUUUGUCCACAGAUAAGUACAGUUUAUUGAUGUCACCAGGGUACACAUAAAUUAAACUAAUAGUAUAACAAUAA